GUCGCAUUUCUCACUCUACACUCCUCUCUCUAUAAGCCUCCGUUGUUUCUGUCACCUUGAUUUCUCCUGUUUUCUCGGCAAAAGCUUGACCUUCACUUUCACUAUCACGGCCGUUUCCUGAAGAUUCUUCGCCACAGUCUCUUCUCUUCUCCGUGUAUUAAUCGUAUAUUUUCCGUUUAUGAGGAAAAAGAACUGGAGGUAAUUUCCGUGCAGAAUUCUUGAAUAUAUACUCAUAAAUUGGGAAGUAAGGGAUUGGUAUAUAUGUCUUUCAAUCAAUCAACGCAUGAUAAGAAUGAGGAUCCUCAGUUUAAGGAAUCUGGGCGAUCGUCGAGCUUCAGUCAACAGAAAAUCACUUGUGGACUUCAUUCUAAGCCACGGGAUUCGCGCAGGUAUGCGCCGCCGAUCGUCUCCAACCACAGUUCUAAGCAGUCCAACGAUGUGCAACCAGCACGGAAAACUAGGGCUGGUGCAUCCUUUGCACAGUCUACCGUUUCUACGACCCCUCGCGGAGGACAAACCGGUUCUCAUGUGCAGUCGCAACAGAAUGGAUCCCAAAGCUGGGUUGUUGAAAAAAAUGCAACUUCUCAAACGGCCUCAAAAACUUCUGAUGCACUUUCAGAAUCCAAGAGCAGCACUGUUCAAGAUAAUGCAUCUUCUAAGCCUACAUCAAAAACUUCCGACACCACCCCCUUUAAAGACAUGGGAGAACAGCAUUUAACAUUUCCACUUCAAUUUGGAUCCUUAAGUCCUGGUUUCCAGAUUCCUAGGACCAGUUCAGCUCCUUCAAAUCUGCAAGAACAGAUAUUAAACCAGGCACAAUGCCAUGUGUUUAAAUCUGUACCUUCAGGGUCAGUGCUGCCAGUACCCAGACAACCAAUUGCCAAAAAUGAUCCCAGUCUCUGUGAUCAACCAAAUAUUGGAACGUUCAAUCCAGAGCCAGUGACCAAAAGGAAGAUCCAAGUCUUGUCAAGAGCACCCUUAAACCAGAUUCAGAAGCCUUCCCAUGUAUCAUUUGUUACUUACGGAACUUCUGUUUCCCUUGCUGAUAGCAAGCGUAUGAGCUUUGUGCAUCCUAUUGCCAAUUCACCUAAUGUGAAAGUAAUCCAAGUUCAUGAUGAGAAGUCUACAAAGCAUGUGGCAAUGCAGUCUCUUCCUGGGCCUUUGACGCAGGUCGUCCACUCAUGUUCUAAAGAAAGCCUAUCUAAGUCCAUCUCAAUUAAGGCUGAUAACAAAGUAUCAGGCAAGAAAGGACUGAUUCAACUCCCGCAUCAGAUUGAGGUUGCAGAUCCCAAUUGUUAUACUAAGCUGGAAUCCUCUUUGCAAUUUGAGCAAGCAAAGCAUGAGCUCGUUGGAACAAAAAAAGUAGGAGCGGGAAGAUUGCCCGAUUCUCAAUAUGGCAUAAAACAAAGUAAACUGCUAUCUUGUAUGAAGCCAACGACAACUAGUAAUGGCAAUUCAAAGUCAAAAACACUGGAAGAAUGGGAUGGACCUAUAAUUUCGCAUGCAGAAGUUGACAGUAAUAAUGUUCUUUCCAACUCCAUAACUCAUGGAUGUAAGACUUUACCUAUUAUUGUAUCUUCUUGUCAAAGUGAUAGUAACAAUAUCAAUGAUACUGUAGUGUGCCGAGCUGAUCUGCAAUCUGCUCUUGUUGAAACGUCUGAGCUCACAGAGAUGAAGCAGGAAGGAGGUAGAACAGAGUAUACAUGUGGUCAAUAUGACCCUAAUUUUAGACCCUUUAUUGAGGAUAUGGAGACAAAUAAGAUGAGGAAUAGGUCGAAGAAGAAGAGGAAGGAAAUUCUUCGGAAGGCAGAUGCUGCUAGGACUACUUCCGACCUUUAUAUGGCAUAUGAAGAACAUCAAGAGAAGAAAGAGACUGUUAUAUCUGCAGAAAGCUCCAAUAAGAGCAUAAAUAUGAAACACGACUCUGUUGGUUCCAUUAAGGAAGAGGCUAUCUUGAACAAGAAGGAUGUUCAUAGUAAACUCGAGCUAGAUGAUUGGGAAGAUGCAGUUGAUAUUUCUACUGAUACAUUGAAAUACGAGGGUGGUUUUGAGGACAAGGCCAAUGAAAAAGUAGCACUGCACCUCGAGGAUGGGAGUGGAGAUCUGGCAAAAAGGUACUAUAGAGAUUCCCCCCUGAAAUUUGUCAAGUUCAUGGACCGUCCGGAUGGGUUUGAAAUUACUCCCAACAUGAAGGCUUUAGUGAGUAUUAACCAUGGCUCUUGUUCUGUUAAUAGUAAUUCACUUGCUAACCUUGGAAAAAUGGAUAAGCCAAGCGGACGGUCUCGACUAGACCAUCGUGCUAUUACUGUUGAUGAUAGACUACUUGCUUCAGGGCGGCAUUCACACUUGGAUAGCACUUGGCCAACCCAAGGUGCUACCAUUAGUGCUGUAAAGUCCCGAUGGGCACACAUUGGUUCUCAGGAAAGGAUCCAAAGGAAUGGCUCAAAUACUGAUAGGUGGCAAAGAGAUGCUAGUUUUCAGGUGAAAGGUAUAAUUUCUUCUCGAACUCCAUCACAGGCGAUGCACAGAGCUGAGAAGAAAUAUGAGGUGGGUGAAGUGGUUCCCAAGGAAUUGAUCAAACAAAGGCAGUUCAAGGAUAUACUAAACAAGCUAACUCCACAAAAUUUUGAAAAACUCUUUGAACAAGUGAAAUUAGUUAAUAUUGAUAGUUUGAUGUCACUGUAUGGUGUCACCUAUCAGAUCCAUGACAAAGCUUUGAUGGAGCCUAGUUUCUGUGAAAUGUAUGCCAAUUUUUGUCUCCAUUUGGCUGGUCAGUUACCUGAUUUUAGCGAAGGUAAUGAGAAGAUUACUUUUAAGAGGUUGCUUUUAAACAUGUGCCAAGAGGAAUUUGAGAAAGGGCGGGAACGAGAAGUGAAUAGAAUAAAGGCCCGCAAAAGAAUGCUUGGCAACAUCAGAUUAAUUGGGGAGCUUUACAAGAAAAAGAUGAUAGCAGAGAGAGUUAUGCAUGAAUGCAUCAAGGAAUUGUUGGGUGAAUAUCAAAAUCCCGAUGAGGAAAAUAUUGAAGCAUUGUGCACAUUGAUGAGUACCACAGGAGAGAUGAUAGAUCACCCCAAAGCAAAGGAGUAUAUGAAUUCAUAUUUUGAGAUGAUGACUAAAUUAUCUAAUAGCAUGAAGCUGUCAUCUAGGUUUAGGUUCAUGUUGAAGGAUGCAAUUGAUUUGAGAAAGAAUAAAUGGCAACAGGGGAGAUGAGAAGGAAGUUACCCUGUGCAUCAAGGACUUGAAUUCGCUUGAAUCCCAUUCCCCCAUGAUUUCUCUUUGGGUCACAGACCCCUUUGAGAGACAAAACACAGAAAGGGAUCUUUUAGCUAAACAUGAUGCAAUCGUGUAGAAGAUGAAGGUCGAUCGCAUAGACUUGACGCUCGAUCGUUUAGUAUAAAGUACUAUUGUAUAUUAAACUCGAUAGUAAUCAUGUAGUCACUCGAUAGUGAAUCUGAUCAAUCGUGUGUCGUUCAUUGAGAUUUUGAAAUCAAAUUUCUUUUAGCUCAAUUUUCCAUAAAA
Molecule: messenger RNA, 3519 nt
Organism: Benincasa hispida (wax gourd)
Lineage: Eukaryota; Viridiplantae; Streptophyta; Magnoliopsida; Cucurbitales; Cucurbitaceae
Product: eukaryotic translation initiation factor 4G-like
Cellular component (GO): eukaryotic translation initiation factor 4F complex
Molecular function (GO): protein binding; translation initiation factor activity; mRNA binding
Source: RefSeq, a predicted model, not a curated record